AAAUUCUAACGCAGGAAUUCAUCUUCUGUUCUCCUAAAACCCAGAUAUGAAAUAUUCGGUUAUAACAUUUCGAGAUAAAAGGAUUUCAUUUCACCUCUGGUUAUCGGCCGCUGAUCGUCGGCGACAUCCACGGCGCGAUGAAAAUGAACCAUCGUUCACCGGAAGGAAGGAAAUAACAUAAAAAAAAAAAAAAACCGCCGGUAUUCCAGUAAAACCUCCUCCCAUGCUUUCCCACGAGCCCGCCCGUCUCGAGAAAUCUAGGGGCCGAAGUAUCUGACCGCGCUUUCGAACCGAGUCGUACUGUCUGCUUUCUUUUCUUCGUUCAUGAAUCAUGGUAGCUUCCUUUUCUCUGCCCCCUUUUACUUUUCUUCCAGUGAGGGAAACUAAUAACACCAGGUCAAGCAAAGAAUAUCCUUCGGAACCAAGAAAAUGGCGGUUCACCGCGUCCUUAAUCCCCGCUUGACCCUACACAGUCACCGAAACGACCUGACCGUCGCAUUGAUGGCAUCACGUCAAAAGAAUAGAAGAAGAGAGAGGCUUCAUAGUCAUAGAGGGGAAGUGGAAGGUGGGGUUUGUGCUCCGGCUCCGCCACUCCCUGGUCCGAAGUCCAGGGAUCCGAACCUUCUGGUAUAAAACCGCCCCCACCUCCGAUUCCUCUGCACAUCCCAAAUUCGCCAUUGCCCUUUUAGCGAUCGAGUUCUCUCCCUUUCUCAUUCCCUCACCGGAAAACCGCUAAGUGAGGACAAUGGUUUUAUCCAAAACCUUUUCGGAGUCGGACGUCUCCAUCCAUUCUACCUUCGCCUCACGAUAUGUCCGAACAUCGCUGCCGAGGUUCAGGAUGCCGGAGAACUCGAUACCCAAGGAGGCGGCGUACCAGAUAAUCAACGACGAGCUGAUGUUGGACGGGAACCCGAGGCUGAACCUGGCGUCCUUCGUCACCACCUGGAUGGAGCCGGAGUGCGACCGCCUCAUCAUGUCCUCCAUCAACAAGAACUACGUCGACAUGGACGAGUAUCCCGUCACCACUGAGCUUCAGAACCGGUGCGUGAACAUGAUCGCGCAUCUCUUCCACGCGCCGCUGGGGGAGUCGGAGGCAGCGGUGGGAGUGGGGACGGUGGGCUCGUCGGAGGCCAUCAUGUUGGCCGGCUUGGCGUUCAAGAGGAAGUGGCAGAACAAGAGGAAGGCGGAGGGGAAGCCCACCGACCGUCCCAACAUCGUCACCGGCGCCAACGUACAGGUGUGCUGGGAGAAAUUCGCCCGCUACUUCGAGGUGGAGCUGAAGGAGGUGAAGCUGAGUGAAGACUGCUAUGUCAUGGACCCCCACAAAGCGGUGGAGAUGGUGGACGAGAACACCAUAUGCGUCGCCGCCAUCCUCGGCUCCACACUCAACGGCGAGUUCGAAGACGUCAAGCUCCUGAACGACCUGCUCGCCGAGAAGAACAAGCUCACUGGGUGGGAUACGCCCAUCCAUGUGGACGCAGCCAGCGGUGGCUUCAUUGCACCGUUCAUCUACCCGGAGCUGGAGUGGGACUUCCGGCUGCCCUUGGUGAAGAGCAUCAAUGUUAGCGGCCACAAGUAUGGUCUCGUCUAUGCCGGCAUCGGCUGGGUCAUCUGGAGGGGGAAGGAGGACCUGCCCGAGGAACUCGUCUUCCACAUCAACUACCUGGGUGCCGACCAACCCACCUUCACUCUCAAUUUCUCUAAGGGAUCGAGUCAGGUGAUUGCUCAGUAUUACCAGCUUAUUCGUCUUGGUUUUGAGGGGUACCAGAACGUGAUGGAGAACUGCCGGGAGAACGCGGUGGUGCUGAAGGAAGGUCUGGAGAGGACGGGGCGCUUCAAGAUGGUGUCCAAGGACAUGGGUGUGCCGCUGGUGGCCUUCUCCCUCAAGGACAGCAGCAGGCACGACGAGUUCGAGGUGUCCGAGUACCUCCGCCGCUUCGGCUGGAUCGUGCCGGCCUACACCAUGCCGGCCGACGCGCAGCACGUCACGGUGCUGCGCGUCGUCGUCAGGGAGGACUUCAGCCGCACCCUGGCGGAGCGCCUCGUCAUGGACAUCGAGAAGGUGCUCCACGAGCUGGACGCUCUGCCGCCCUCUAAGCCCAUCGCUACUGCCGUCACCGGGGUCGACUUCCAAGAGAAGAAGAAGAAGCUCGACGGCAGUAACUGUAAUGGCAAGGUCCUGGUCAGGAAGAAGUCGGACUUGGAGACUCAGAGGGAGAUUACUGACGUCUGGAAGAAGUUCGUCAUGCAGAGGAAGAUAGCCAACGGCGUUUGCUAGCCGAUCUGUCCAUGCCCCUUCCCUUGCCUUCACCCAUCGGAUUCAUCUUUACUUUUUUUCGCCUUUUUGUUUUCUGUUUUCGCCAACUCCCGGUGUCAAAAUUUUGCCGUCAGUCUCGGUUCUGGUUCUUCCUCUUUUUCUCUUAUUUGAUUUACCGUCAAUAUCUAUGUGAAAAAAAAAAAUAUGUAUUCUUGGGGGAACGGGUCAACAUACCAGUAUUUAAUCAUUGGAACUUGUUGGCAAUCAGAAUGUCAUAUGUAAUUGAUCAAUUGAAUACGAUUCAUAUUCUCUGU
This is a messenger RNA of Nymphaea colorata (pocket water lily), 2571 nucleotides long. RefSeq names its product glutamate decarboxylase 1-like. Gene Ontology annotation, cellular component: cytosol. NCBI's taxonomy places the organism in Eukaryota, Viridiplantae, Streptophyta, Magnoliopsida, Nymphaeales, Nymphaeaceae. Gene Ontology annotation, molecular function: glutamate decarboxylase activity; pyridoxal phosphate binding. Gene Ontology annotation, biological process: L-glutamate catabolic process. Bases 746 to 2278 code for a protein of 510 amino acids. The record is from RefSeq and is a predicted model, not a curated record. The transcript has 6 exons.